Messenger RNA from Delphinapterus leucas (beluga whale), 6835 nucleotides. It is a transcript of the gene TBC1D4, whose product is annotated as TBC1 domain family member 4. Lineage: Eukaryota; Metazoa; Chordata; Mammalia; Artiodactyla; Monodontidae. The record is from RefSeq and is a predicted model, not a curated record.
GAAAAAAAAUGUAACUAUGUGAGGUGAUGGAUGUUAACUUACUGUGGUAAUCAUUCCCCAGUAUAUACAUACAUCAAAUCAUUAUGUUGUGCACAUUAAAUUAAUACAGUGUUAUAUACCAAUUAUAUCUCAGUAAAACUGGGGGGAAAUUUAGAAUUCUGAAAGAAGGAGUUCUCCUGCUGAGAUAGGUCCCACCACAAAGUCCAGCUCAUGUUUUAGGAUUGGUGAAAAUGAUGACCUGAACUCAGCUAAUAUUAUUAUUCCUUCAGUUUACAAUUUGAACCAGCUAACAACAAACAGGGCAAGAUAAUAUAUAUGAGAUCAUGGAUGCAAGAGAGUGCAUGUGUCUUCCCGGUGAGAUGGGCUAAAUAAGAUAGUUGGUAUGGUGGCUAGAGAGGGCUCCAGGCUCCUUCUGUGUAGUUGACCAGCCAUUCUUAACGCAUGGCUUCCACCUUGUGAAAAACAUGGCUGCUCCAGUUUCUAUCAUCAUGCCUACAUACCAGCCAGCAGAAGAGAGGGAGGGAGACGGAAGGGCAUACUUCUCCGUAUAAACUCACGUCCUGAGUGUUACACACCUCAUUCUACUCACAUCCCAUUGGAAGAACCUAUUCGUGUAGCCACUUCUAACUGCCAAGGAGACUAGAAAAUGUCUAGCGGGGUAGCUGUGUGCCCAGUUAAAAGUUCUAUUGCUAUGCUACAGGGAGAAAAGGGAUUCUAAGGAAAGCCAGGCAUCAUUGCUAGUCUUCCUCCUUGUCCACCAGCUACAGGCAUCCUUCCUUCCACUUGCAGAACAUGUUUAUCCUUCCCAAGGGAAGACAAUCCCAAAGUCCCACCAUUCUGCAUCCAGCCACAAACAGAACCUCUCUUCCAAAGGGAAGUUCCCUCCAUCUCCGCACGUAAACCUAGCCUGAGCUUCUCUGUCUUGUAGAAUUUUGCCAAAAGUGGCAAGAAGGAGCCAACACAUCAGUGUUCUGCCAUUUUUUCUAGUUAGUUCCUCUAGUGCAGUGGUUCUUACCUGGGGGCAGUCUAGCUCCUUUAAGGGGCAUGAGGGAAUGUAUGGGGAAGUUCUUGAUUGUUAUAUUGCCUGGGGCUAGUAGAUAAGAUCAUUGAAUCAUUUUCAGUUCAUGCUGCUGGCAUUUUAUGGGUGGGGAGCUGUACAUCCUACGAUGCCUAGGGUAUUCUUGACCAACAAAAAGUUAUUCUACCCCAAAUGCCAAGAGUACCUAUGUUAAGAAACACUGCCUUAGAGCUAUAGGCUCUAUAAGCACGUGGUCUGCAACUUCAGUAUCAUAUGGUGAUAGUUUUAUCAGAUGUUUUGCCAUAGCAUGAGUCACCACCGUUCCCAUCCACAGUAUCCUCACCACCUGUUGCCUGACUGCCAGUGCCUCCUGUUACACGUUUUAUUCCAGUAGCAUCUCACUUUUAGGUACAAAUUAUGUGUUAGGUUAUCAGCUGCUGUGGUAGUAAUCCCAAAAUGAUGAUGGUUUAAAUUAGACAAAAUUAUUUAUCAUGUCCGAGCUGUUUGUUCUUCUUGAAGACAUCAAGGACAUACACUUCUAUCUUAUAACUCUACUAUUCUUACUGUACAGCUUCUUCAACGAGUUCAGGGUGGUUGUACCAACUCCUGGCUUCACACACAAACUCCACUAGAAGGGAUGCUUUAAGGGCACGAUCCAGAAGUUGCCCUCAUCUGGCAACAACCCAUAUGACUGUGGACAAGAGAACAGAUAAAUAAAGAGUGCACAUAUACCAAGAACCAAGGAUACUGAGGUGAAUGAAAUUGAUCAUGCCCUUGAGGAGGUUCCCGAUGUUAUCAGCAGCAUAAGGCAGUUAUCGAAAGCUGCCAUGAAAGAGGAUGCCAAACCCAGCAAAGACAACGAGGACGCCUUUUACAACUCACAGAAGUUCGAGGUCUUGUACUGUGGCAAGGUGACCGUGACCCACAAGAAGGCGCCGUCCAGCCUCAUCGACGACUGCAUUGAGAAGUUCAGCCUGCACGAGCGACAGCGCCUGCGGGUCCAGGGCGAGCCGCGCGUCGCGGAUGCCGGCGAGGACCCGGCGGUGUCGGAGGCCCAGACGCCCACUUCCCCCGCCGACGUUCUGUCCGAGGAAGGGGAUGGCGUCAACGACACCCACCCCGUCUUCCCCGCGGCGCCCAGCCAGCCUGGGCCGUCCAGCUCUCGAGUCUGCUUCCCUGAGCGGAUUUUGGAAGACUGUGGCUUUGAUGAACAGCAGGAGUUCCGGUCUCGGUGCAGCAGCGUCACCGGUGUCCUGCAAAGGAAAGUUCAGGAGAACAGCCAGAAAACGCAGCCGCGGAGGAGGCAUGCCAGCGCGCCCAGCCACGUCCAGCCCUCGGAUUCGGAGAAGAACAGAACGAUGCUGUUUCAGGUUGGACGGUUUGAGAUUAACCUUAUCAGUCCAGACACUAAAUCACUUGUGCUUGAAAAGAAUUUUAAAGAUAUCUCUUCUUGUUCCCAGGGUAUAAAGCAUGUUGAUCACUUUGGCUUUAUCUGUCGGGAGUUGCCGGAACCCGGGCUGAGCCAGUAUAUCUGUUACGUGUUCCAGUGUGCCAGCGAAUCUCUGGUUGAUGAGGUAAUGCUGACUCUGAAACAGGCUUUCAGCACGGCUGCUGCCCUGCAGAGUGCCAAGACCCAGAUUAAGCUGUGCGAGGCCUGCCCUAUGCACUCUUUGCAUAAGCUCUGUGAAAGGAUUGAAGGUCUCUAUCCGCCAAGAGCCAAGCUGGUAAUACAGAGGCAUCUCUCGUCCCUGACAGAUAACGAGCAAGCUGACAUCUUUGAACGAGUUCAGAAAAUGAAGGCAGUCAAUGACCAGGAGGAAAACGAACUUGUGAUUUUACAUCUGAGGCAGCUGUGCGAAGCCAAGCAGAGGACACACAUACAUAUUGGGGAAGGCCCAUCGACUAUUUCAAAUAGUACAAUCCCAGAAAAUGCGACGAGCAGUGGAAGGUUCAAACUUGACAUUCUGAAAAAUAAAGCUAAGAGAUCCUUAACUAGCUCCCUGGAAAAUAUCUUCUCAAGGGGAGCGAACAGAAUGAGAGGUCGGCUUGGAAGUGUGGACAGCUUUGAACGAUCCAACAGUGUUGCUUCAGAGAAGGACUGCUCCCCAGGAGACUCCCCGCCAGGGACCCCACCAGCUUCCCCACUGUCCUCAGCUUGGCAGACGUUCCCUGAAGAGGAUUCCGACUCCCCGCAGUUUCGAAGACGGGCCCACACGUUCAGCCACCCACCUUCCAGCACGAAGAGAAAGCUGAAUUUACAGGAUGGGAAGGCUCACGGGCUUCGCUCCCCUCUUCUGAGGCAUAGCUCCAGCGAACAGUGCAGUGAUGGAGAGGGGAGAAAAAGGACCUCGUCUACCUGCAGCAAUGAGUCCCUGAACGUUGGAGGAACCCCUGUCACUCCUCGCCGAAUUUCCUGGCGGCAGCGCAUCUUCCUUAGGGUUGCCUCUCCCAUGAACAAAUCUCCCUCGGCCAUGCAGCAGCAGGAUGGACUGGACACGAGUGAGCUGCUGCCACUGUCCCCUCUUGCCCCACCCAUGGAGGAGGAACCGCUGCUUAUAUUCGUGUCUGGUGACGAUGACCCAGAAAAGGCUGAAGAAGGAAAAAAGUCGGAGGAACUGAGGAGUUUGUGGAGAAAAGCUAUACACCAGCAAAUCCUGUUGCUUCGAAUGGAAAAAGAAAACCAGAAACUUGAAGCAAGCAGAGAUGAACUCCAGUCCAGAAAAAUUAAAUUGGAUUAUGAAGAAGUUGGAGUAUGUCAGAAGGAGGUCUUAAUAACCUGGGAUAAGAAGUUGUUAAACUGCAGAACUAAAAUCAGAUGUGAUAUGGAAGAUAUUCAUACUUCUCUUAAAGAAGGUGUUCCCAAAAGUCGACGAGGAGAAAUCUGGCAGUUCCUAGCUUUGCAGUAUCGUCUAAGACACAGAUUGCCUAAUAAACAACAACCUCCUGACACAUCCUAUAAAGAGCUUUUAAAGCAGCUCACGGUUCAGCAGCAUGCUAUUCUCGUGGAUUUAGGGAGGACAUUUCCUACUCAUCCUUACUUUUCAGCACAGCUUGGGGCAGGGCAGCUCUCUCUCUUUAACCUCUUGAAAGCCUACUCAUUGCUGGACAAAGAAGUGGGUUACUGUCAGGGGAUCAGCUUUGUGGCUGGAGUCCUGCUUCUGCACAUGAGUGAAGAACAAGCCUUUGAAAUGCUGAAAUUCCUCAUGUAUGACCUGGGCUUUCGCAAGCAGUACCGACCUGACAUGAUGUCACUACAGAUUCAAAUGUACCAGCUGUCCAGGCUCCUUCAUGACUAUCACAGAGAUCUCUACAAUCAUCUUGAAGAAAAUGAAAUCAGCCCCAGUCUUUAUGCUGCCCCCUGGUUCCUCACAUUGUUUGCCUCUCAAUUUCCAUUAGGAUUUGUAGCCAGAGUUUUUGAUAUUAUUUUUCUUCAGGGAACUGAAGUUAUAUUUAAGGUUGCCCUCAGCCUGCUGAGCAACCAAGAGGCACUCAUAAUGGAAUGUGAAAACUUUGAAAAUAUUGUUGAAUUCCUUAAAAGCACGCUCCCUGAUAUGAAUUCCUCUGAAAUGGAAAAACUUAUCACCCAGGUUUUUGAGAUGGAUAUUUCUAAACAGUUACACGCCUAUGAGGUGGAGUAUCACGUGCUGCAGGAUGAGCUCCAGGAAUCUUCCUAUCCCUGCGAGGAGAGCGAACCCAUGGAGAAGUUGGAGAGGGCCAACAGCCAACUGAAAAGACAAAACAUGGACCUCCUAGAAAAAUUACAGAUAGCUCAUGCUAAAAUCCAGACCUUGGAAUCCAACCUGGAAAAUCUUUUAACCAGAGAGACCAAAAUGAAGUCUUUGAUCCGGACCCUGGAACAAGAGAAAAUGGCUUAUCAAAAGGCAGUGAAUCAUAUUCGGAAGCUGCUGCCAGCAGACGCUCUGGCCAAUUGCGAACCGCUGCUGAGAGACUUCAACUGCAACCCUAACAGCAAAGCCAAGACAGGAAACAAGCCGUAACUGAAGACGUGCCACCCCAGCCAGAAGUGCUCUGAGGAUGUUACCGACAGAAGGAGUGUGCAUGCUGCUGGCCCAGAGCUGACAGAACCACUGAACUGGUUCCGAGCCCAAGUCAGAGCCGGUAACCCUCGCUCUCCUUAGAGCAUGCCAGUUCUAAGCCAUUGUACAUAUGUAGACUGUUUUUUGCUGUCCUUGUUGACUAUGUACAUAUAUAUAUAAUGGACAUAAAGAGUUCAUGCUUUCACAUAAAGGAGUAGAUGUAUAUUUAGAGCAGUUUUUUAAAAAAAAUCAACACUUCAUGAAAUCCAAACCAAAGGGAAGUUAAAAUGAAAUUCCCCUUGGACCCAUGUGAAAUCAUUUGUUUUUGUAGUGAAACAAAGCUAGAACAUCUUUGUAUAUUGAAAUAUACUUGAAAAAAAUGAAUGUAUUUUUUUCUCCAAAGAACAGCAUGUUUCACUCAUUGCUGGAGAGGUGGAAACAUUUGUGUAGCUUUAUGUGCAUCUGUCUUAAAAUCUACUGACAUUUUUAAUAUAUAUAUACAUGUAUAUGAGGAAAAUGAUUGCCAGUCAGGCUCCUUAUGGGUUUUUCAGGAACGUAGGGGCCGUCCCCUGCUGCCUGCUUUGUGCCAACGAGCAUGUUGCAUCUACAUACAUUUUGAGUCUGGUCAGGCAUUACUUUAGGUGUGUGGAAGGAGAAAGCAAGACUGUGGCUGAGUUUGCCCACCCAGCUCAAAGUGAAAGAGAACACUACUAAUUUUCUAGUAAAUUAGACCAGCAUUGUUACUUAAACUAAAAAUAUCAGUCCUCAAAAAUUUAAUUUAGGACCUAAAUUGUCUAGAUCUACUUUCUACCUUUUUAUUCAAAUUAUUCCUACAGUUGUGAAUGAACUCCCCUUUACUUGGUGCCACAGUUGGUGAUAAGGAUUUGCCAUUUCCCUCUAAAAUGUAGGCACUCUUACCUUAGUUCUCUCUACCUUAAAUGGAGGAUAAGGAAAUGAAAUUAUGAUUGGUUUUCUAAAGAUGAUGUACUGUGUUGAGAUACGUUGUGUUUUGUUUUGUUUUUUUUUUGCCAAUUGACAGGUCUGAUAAGCUUGUAAUCAUUUUCCCCUUCCAUGUGACAAUUUAUGAGAACUGUGGAAUAUUUUAAGUAAGCUGUUGAAAGCUGAGAAAGCCCUUCUGAAACCUACAACUCUGCAUUUGGACGCCUGACUUUCUCAGUCUACAGAUAGAUUAUGCGUAGACAUUCAUGCAUGCUGGGUGAAUGGAAGGAAAGUAACUUAAAAAUUGAGUUACACAUGGAAUUUCUCCAUUUCAGAGAUGAUUCUAUGAUAGUGCCUCGGAAAGUUGAUAACAGCGUUUUUGCCUUUCCAAACAAUAUUUUUCGUUACUGCUUUUUGCAGUACUUGUAUCAUCACAGAUGGAUUACCUGGGAUAAUUUCCCUCAAAUUUCUCUAUUUGUAGGAGAGGUAUUUUCCUAUGAGGAAUAUGACAAAUAUUAUCUGGUUACUGUCUGGUGAUGAAAAUUACCUCAUGUGUAAUACACAGGUGGUAGCCAGGGAAUCUUCAAGUUGGGAAAAGAAACUUUUCCUUUCAGUUGUUCCGUUUAAAAUAAAUUUUAUUCUGGGUGUUCAAAGUCAGCGUUAGAGUUGUAUUACGGUGUUCGGAGCUUAAGUUGUCUUGGAUACAAUAUUUCUUUUGAAAAUGAAUUUUUCUUUUGUGAUCUUUUAAAUGUUGCAACGAUUAUGCUUCAUGCAUUGUUACAUCUUCAUCCUAUUAAUGUAAUGUCUAGUUCAUUUCCAAUAAAUACAUUGCUGCAGUUUC